AUGGCCCCGGAUGGCGGUGAUGGGUCAAGGAGUAGUGGAGCCUCCGGGAAGAGUGGAGGGCCCUCCAGACAGGUGCUGAAGAAGGGGCCAUGGACAGCCGUGGAGGACGCGAUCUUGAUGGAGUACGUGAAGAAGCAUGGUGAAGGAAACUGGAAUUCAGUUCAGAGGAACUCUGGGUUGAUAAGAUGUGGUAAGAGUUGUAGGCUGAGAUGGGCUAACCAUCUGAGGCCUAAUCUCAAGAAGGGCACAUUUUCUGCUGAGGAAGAGAGGCUCAUCGUUGAGCUUCACGCUAAGCUCGGUAACAAAUGGGCUCGCAUGGCUGCCCAGCUCUCUGAAGGGAAGCUUGUCUAUGGGCACUUUCCAUGGGAGCAGCAGAAGUUUGCAUCGAAAGCAAUACCCUUGGUGCAUGACAUUAGAAAUGCUGCAGACAUUUUGAAAUUGAAGUUCAAGUUUGUUAUGAGGAAUGCAAACCAAGCAGCGAAUUGGAUGGCUAAAUCAAUGACUAUGGGUUUUCUCCAUUGUAAUUGGAUUUACAAUCCACCUGAUGAGCUUAAAGCAAUUCUGUUUAACAGAUAG
Molecule: messenger RNA, 576 nt
Organism: Ilex paraguariensis (yerba mate)
Lineage: Eukaryota; Viridiplantae; Streptophyta; Magnoliopsida; Aquifoliales; Aquifoliaceae
Source: the annotation of a GenBank genome assembly